GCCAAACUUGUAAUACGUGUAAUAAAAGUGCGUCGUGGAAUAAAUCAAGUAUACAAUAUCCGAGUGUGUUGGUCGAAUGUUAAGACUGUUGGUUGUAAAAUACAUGUAAAAUGGCUUGGCGAAUUGUGGUUCUUGCGUUGAUGCUGUUAAACGAGGCUUCGAGUGCACCAAAUACUCAAUCUUCCAAACGACUCGACAAACCGAAUACUUAUCCGGAAAAGUUACACUGUUUUUGUUCGAGGUAUGUGCUGCAUUAUUUCAGACUAAACGCAAUUGUCUUCAAAAAUAAAGUAGGAGUCGAUAUCGCGGACAAGAAUGAUUCUUACGCGGGUAUCAGAUCAUCUUUCGACGGCAUGGACUAUUACGACCAACUACUUCGGUCCCAGGGACAUAUCGUUAUGGCCAUGCUCGAUGAACUCAGAAAGGCCAAGUCCGAUUGCGAAACCGCCGGACGAUCUGAUGCGAGUGAAUUUGUACAUAAACAAUACGAGAGACAAUCUUCGCGUGCGUGUCGACCAAAGCGCAGCAUCAUUUCAUCAACAUAAACUCAUCAAGGGAUACAAACACUUUUACAAGACGAUGACAGAAGCGCUUUCGAAGUUCAUAAACGACGGCAAGUGCUUGAGUACACAUAAAAUCACCGACCAAGACGACGAGAACGAGCGAAACAAAUUGGAAGCGAUAAAAAAAUUGAUAAACAAGUCGCUACCGGAACUGUACGAAUUAAACAAGGCUUUGUCGAUACUGGAGGCCAACAGACAACAAUUGGAAACGAUUUUCGAGGCGACGCUCGGAGACGAAAUGUAUCUUGACUUUAAACCCGACCGUUUGCUAUUCUUGUCGUUGGUGGACUUAGAUUCGGAGUACUUGCGUAUGGUGUCUGUCGACAAAGGACAAACAAAGAAUAACUCUGCCGGCGACGAGAAAAUUAUUUUGGACGAUUCGUUGAUGGUGAGUAAAGUCCGUACAAGUUAUCAGUUUGGCGAUCGAAGUUUUGCGAGUAUAACCGACCUGUUGAUUUUGGUCCGACCCAUCUUCCACCAGGACUAUGUCAUUUCAUUCCAGCAACAUGUAAUGGCCGCUGCCUUACAACCCGUGUCGAUGUGCCUGGGUGAAUAUCUCUCGGCACUCAAGAGGUUGGUCGAUGCAGACACGACGAAACAAGACCGCAGUGUCAUUAUAAUGUACGACUCGCACACAGACAAGUUGAGGACUGGAGCCCAGGAUUUGUGUAAGCAUUUAAACUCGUUGAUAAAUUUGGAAAUGUUCCCCGAAAGCGUACAGGAAUACCUAAAGUAUAUGUCAAACGAAACCUCCGAAGUGAUAGAGUUUAUCAACGGGUAUUCCAUUAUUUCCGACGAUACUAGAUCUGAAUUCACCAGCGGUGUUAUAAAUCUUAUUAUCGAAAAGAUAUCUCAGUCGAUGCGCUUAAGCCACAUGAAGUUCAUGAUCAACGUGAAAAGCUUCAGUUUCGUUGAUAGAGACGAUGUAGCUAAGGUUCUCAUUGGCCUUAACGACAAAAUAAAAAAAAUCGGCGCUUAUGUUGCCAAUUUGGAAAGAUACAAAUAUAUGUUUCUAAGAGGACUGAAAAUUUACGAUCAUAAAAAUAUGUUUGUAACUCAAAAUGUUGACAUACAGAAUACAAAACAUUUAGGUUACAAAGUUGUCAAAAACGAUCUUGAUAACCCACCAAUAAUCCAACUGAUUUAAUGUUGGGUGAGUAUUUUUUUACCAUUAUUACAAUGUGUA
Molecule: messenger RNA, 1749 nt
Organism: Adelges cooleyi (spruce gall adelgid)
Lineage: Eukaryota; Metazoa; Arthropoda; Insecta; Hemiptera; Adelgidae
Exons: 2
Coding region: 316-1710 (464 amino acids)
Source: RefSeq, a predicted model, not a curated record